CUUCAAGCUCCGUGGCAACUCUGAUGCAGUUUAUCUUUUGACCUAUAUUAACUGCCUUUCCUGGUGGUUGGGAUAGUUUGUGGCUUGUUACGCCGCUCAAUGUGAACCAUCUAUCGAACACCUGUGUCUUUGAUUCUAUAUGCUUAUAUGUGGAUAGCAAACUGUCCUAAGUUCUAAAUGGAAUCAAGCUACAUAUAUUAUCAGUAUAUUUUGCUUGUUCUACAUCUGCGAUAUUGCAUUGGGUGUGAUGAUGUCACGUUCAUGUACCCAGCGGAGGCCUUGAACGGUGGUCUUGUAACGGACUUCGCUCUAUGGACAAGAGGUGAUACCGGUUCUCUCGUCGGCUGUACCAGCGACUGCCAACGUCACCACAAAUGUGUAUCCGUGUUCUACAACAGUGGUACUGACACUUGUACUGCCCAUGCAGUCCAGAUUUAUCCCAACGAUCCACGAACAACCGAUGCUGGAUCUGUCUACUAUACUUUACCCAUAGAAAAAGAGAACUGCGCUGACAUUUUGGCCCAGGAUCCGUCAUCUACCAACGGAAUCUACAUUGUAAACCCUAAUGACGGCCAGGGACCCAUCACCGUGUACUGUGACAUGACUACUGAUGGAGGCGGGUGGACGGUGUUCCAGAGGAGGGAAGACGGUACUGUUGACUUUUACCAGAACUGGGCGGAAUACAAGUCUGGCUUUGGAUCUCUUGGAAGCGAGUUUUGGCUUGGUAAUGAUAUACUUAAUCGCUUGACAUCGGCGAAACCAUCACAACUGAGAAUCGACAUGAGAGACAAGAAUCAGGCAUCCGGGUAUGCAAAGUACUCCUCCUUCUCUGUGGGGCCUGAAAGUAACAACUACAAACUAACGGUUUCAGGCUACAGUGGGGACAGAGGUGACUCGUUAACCAGUACUCAUAACGGCAUGGACUUCUCCACCAAAGACAGGGACCAGGACACGUGGGGCAACAACUGUGCUCUCGCGCGGUACGGUGGCUGGUGGUACAGAGAUUGUCACAGCAGCAACCUGAACGGCCUACACGGCAACGACGGCUACAGUAACGGCAUGAACUGGGAAAGCUGGCACGGUUUCUACUACUCUCUUAUGUGGACUGAAAUGAAACUGAGACCUGUUUAGAAGUUGUUAUUAUUUUGUUGAAUACCUACUUCAUAAUAACAUAGCUACGUAGCUGCAGUGUUAAUUCUCAAACAUCGGUUUGGUCCAUUCACACACAAUGGUUCAAUAACUCUCGCUGCUGCACAGACAACACACACACACACACACACACACACACAUCUACCUAUCUAUCUAUCACUCUUUUUACAAUGACGUGUGUGAUUAGAGACGGUUCUUAUAUCGAUUUUUUAAAAUGAAUUGCCGUUAGUUGAAAAUUCAUCAACCGACGUGCGCCCAGAUAACAUACUGACCUUGGGCCAACGUCAUCACUUUCGGUCAUGAAUUUCGUUAGCCGAGAGCCGCGAUGCGGUCUUUUUCAGUCUUGACUGAAGUUAGUGAAAUCUGUGUUUUCAAUUUCAAGAAAAUCAUCAAUCAUGUUGGCAUUUCUGAAUGUACCAUGACUGUUUUUCGGUGGGCACAAAUCGGAAAUAAAGUUGAACAUAAUAAAAACACAUAAUGAAACACUUACCGCUAUAU
This is a messenger RNA of Haliotis rubra (blacklip abalone), 1647 nucleotides long. RefSeq names its product microfibril-associated glycoprotein 4-like. Lineage: Eukaryota; Metazoa; Mollusca; Gastropoda; Lepetellida; Haliotidae. The transcript has 5 exons. The record is from RefSeq and is a predicted model, not a curated record. Bases 178 to 1131 code for a protein of 317 amino acids.